UUCUUCCAAUAAAAAAAAAAUCUGUGGUGUCUAUGGUCACUUACUUGCUUUAGACAUAUAUGUGAUCUGUGCUGUGCUCACUUGUUUUGUUGGUUUCGUUUUUAAUGCAAUCAAAUGCAAUAUAACCUUUAAAAGUUAUCUGUUUUGUUUAUUAUAGUUUACGAAAUAUAAAUACCCUUAAGUGUGUAUAAAUAACGAUAUAUAAAAGCAGCUUUUAUUAUAUAGAAGAAGCAAGCUGUGAUAAUCAUUGUCUGUUUUGUUUAUUCUGUUUACGUUUCAUACAAAAUUAGGAAAUCUUUCAAUAUGGCACCCACUAAAAAAAGUAUUGUUUGGAAAUAUUACGAAAAAAAUUAUGACAAAUCUGUCAGAUGCAAGUUAUGUCAAAAAAAUGUUAAAACGGCUGGCAAUACCUCUAAUGCGAUGGCACAUAUCAAAAAUAUUCAUAAGGCUCUCUACUUGGAAGUUUUCAAAAGUAACCAUAGUGCUGCUGUUGUUAAAAAAGAUUUUAAUUCAGAUUCGUCCAACCCAAUUCCUAAUACUUCAAAACAAGAUAGUAUCACGUUAUCGGAAUCUACCGUCAACGAACAUCAACUGAUGCCUUCAACCUCUACGACAUCUCCAAUGGAUUCUACGUCGUCGCCAAUGGAUAGUAGCGAGAUAAAUACGAACAAUUCUCAACCUGAUCAAAAGAUAGAUUAUGUUAGAGAAUUGCCUUUUAAACGCCAAAGAUCAAUUGAACGUAGUUUUGGAGAAAUAUAUGCGUAUACCUCUACUGGUGACAAAACUAAAAGAAUUAAUAAUGCCAUAAUGUUCAUGAUCUGUAAAGACAAUCAACCUUUUUCAUUAGUUGAAAAUGAAGGUUUCAAGAAUCUUUUGAAUGUAACGGUACCUCACUAUAACAUUCCUAGCAGAACUUCUGUAACACGGUGGUUAGAUGAAAAGUAUGAUGCAUUAUCAACAGUUAUAAAAAAUAAAUUAUGCUGUGUAGAAGAUCUGACCCUUACAAGUGACAUUUGGUCAGAUCUACAAAUGAGAAGUUAUCUAGGUCUAACUGCUCAUUUUGGCAUUGGAAUUGAAUUUCAUUCCGUAACUUUAGGUGUAUACCACUUAGAUGAAAGACAUACUUCCGAAUACAUUGCACAAAUGCUCACUAAAACGUGUGAAGAGUCGGGAUUUAAUACUAAUAAAGUCACAGCAGUAGUAACCGAUAAUGCUGCAAAUAUAGUGAAGGCUGUCGAAAUUGCAUUCGGAAAAAAAAAGCAUAUCCCUUGCUUUGCGCAUACGCUUAAUUUAGUAGCUCAAAAUAUUUUGGGAUUUCCAGAAUUACAGCAAAUAUUAACGAAACUAAAAAAUGUUGUUAUUUUUAAACAAAGUUAUGUAGCAAAUGACGAAUUGCGUAAAUCAGUUAAAUCUGACACAAAAUUGAUUCAGGAUGUCCCUACACGUUGGAACAGCUCAUACUAUAUGAUUGCACGUUUCCUUGAUUUACGAAAUGCUGUAAGCGAAAUUUUAAUUCGUCACAAAACAGCACCGCCGAUGUUAACUGGUAUGGAAUUGACAAUAUUAACAUCGCUUCUUAACAUACUGCGCCCACUAGAAGCAGCGACCAAAGAAAUAUCGGGCGAUAAAUAUUGCUCAAGUAGCAAAGUCAUUCCAUUAGUGCACUGCAUGAUAUCAAAACUGAAAAGCCUAGUAAUUGAAGAACCUUUAAUUAAGGAGGUACAUAAAUGCAUUUUUACCGAAAUUAAUAAAAGAAUGGGCGCCAUUGAACAGGUAUCAUCAUUAGCUAUUGCUACAAUAUUGGACCCUAGAUUUAAAAAACUACAUUUUGAAGAUGCUUUGGCGUGCGCAAAUGCCGUCAGUAAAAUUAAAGAGAUGAUUAAAAAAAAUCAGCAAGAUGAAUGUGCUGUGGAAUCUGACUCCGACAAUUCGGACAAAAUAAGUAUAUCAUCAGAUCUCUGGAGUGAUCACCAUAAACUGGUACAGCGGAAUUGGAAAACAAAUAAAACUGAUGAAAGUGUUUCAGAUGAGUUAUCGCUUUAUUUGAGGGCUCCAGUCAGUAGAUUCAACGAAAACCCAUUAGAAAUGUGGGCAGACUAUAAAAUACAGUUCCCAACGCUAUCCAACGUGGCAUUUAAAUAUUUAACUAUGGUGGCUAGCUCAGUUCCAUCUGAACUACUUUUCUCAAAAGCCGCACAGGUUCUUACACAGCAAAGAAACAGAUUGCAAGCCAAAAGGGUUAAUAAAAUUUUGUUUUUGCAAGGUUUAGAGAAAAAGUACUGGAAUUUAUAAAUCUUUCAUAUUGGUAUGGUAUAAAAGAAAAAGCUGCUAUUCUUUGUUCUGUGUGUUCUGAAUUAUUUUUUGUGUGAUUUAUAAAUAAAGUUCAUUUGUUUCUUCUCUUUAAAGUGUUAUUACUUGUAAUUAACCUGAUCCCUAUUUAAUAUUAUAGACUAGUUAGAAACAAGUAAUUAUUCGAACAUAUUU
Molecule: messenger RNA, 2484 nt
Organism: Galleria mellonella (greater wax moth)
Lineage: Eukaryota; Metazoa; Arthropoda; Insecta; Lepidoptera; Pyralidae
Product: E3 SUMO-protein ligase ZBED1-like
Molecular function (GO): protein dimerization activity; DNA binding
Source: RefSeq, a predicted model, not a curated record